Messenger RNA from Euleptes europaea (tarantolino), 2279 nucleotides. RefSeq names its product dynamin 1 like (gene DNM1L). Gene Ontology annotation, cellular component: mitochondrion; membrane; cytoplasm. Lineage: Eukaryota; Metazoa; Chordata; Lepidosauria; Squamata; Sphaerodactylidae. Bases 4 to 2211 code for a protein of 735 amino acids. Gene Ontology annotation, biological process: mitochondrial fragmentation involved in apoptotic process; mitochondrial fission. The record is from RefSeq and is a predicted model, not a curated record. The transcript is spliced from 20 exons. Gene Ontology annotation, molecular function: GTP binding; microtubule binding; GTPase activity.
GCCAUGGAGGCGCUGAUCCCGGUCAUCAACAAGCUGCAGGACGUCUUCAACACGGUGGGAGCCGACAUCAUCCAGCUGCCGCAGAUCGUGGUGGUCGGGACGCAGAGCAGUGGGAAAAGUUCUGUGCUGGAAAGCCUUGUGGGAAGGGAUCUGCUCCCAAGAGGAACAGGGAUCAUCACCCGGCGGCCUCUCAUCCUGCAGCUGGUGCAUGUGUCGGCCGAGGAUCGCCGGAAAACGGCUGGAGAUGAAAACGACCCUGCAACCUGGAAACAUUCAAGGCACCUUUCUAAAGGGGUUGAUGCGGAAGAAUGGGGGAAAUUUCUCCACACCAAAAACAAGCUGUACACCGACUUUGAUGAAAUUAGGCAAGAAAUAGAGAAUGAAACUGAAAGGAUUUCAGGAAACAAUAAGGGGAUCAGCCCUGAACCUAUCCAUCUAAAGAUUUUUUCGCCACACGUCGUCAACUUGACUCUGGUAGAUUUGCCAGGAAUGACAAAGGUACCGGUGGGUGAUCAGCCAAAGGAUAUUGAACUUCAGAUCCGGGAACUGAUCCUCCGAUUCAUUAGCAACCCUAAUUCAAUUAUUUUAGCGGUCACCGCUGCCAACACAGACAUGGCCACUUCUGAGGCACUUAAAAUAGCGCGGGAGGUGGAUCCAGAUGGGCGGCGCACCCUCGCUGUUAUCACCAAGCUGGACCUGAUGGAUGCUGGUACUGAUGCAAUGGAUGUACUUAUGGGGAGAGUGAUACCUGUGAAGCUUGGCAUCAUUGGUGUGGUGAAUAGGAGUCAAUUAGAUAUUAACAAUAAGAAGAGCGUGGUGGAUUCGAUUCGUGAUGAAUAUGCAUUUCUGCAGAAGAAGUAUCCCUCUUUAGCCAACCGGAAUGGAACAAAGUACCUUGCGAGGACUCUCAAUAGGCUACUCAUGCAUCACAUCCGGGACUGCUUGCCGGAACUGAAGACCAGAAUCAACGUUUUGGCUGCUCAGUACCAGUCUCUCCUCAACAGCUACGGGGAGCCCGUCGAUGAUAAAAGCGCCACCUUGUUGCAGCUUAUCACCAAAUUUGCCACCGAAUAUUGCAACACCAUUGAAGGGACGGCAAAGUACAUCGAGACUUCAGAACUGUGCGGCGGAGCUAGAAUUUGCUACAUCUUUCACGAGACCUUUGGGCGCACUUUAGAAUCCGUCGAUCCCCUCGGUGGCCUUAACACCAUCGACAUCUUGACGGCCAUUAGAAAUGCUACUGGUCCCCGUCCCGCCUUGUUUGUGCCUGAAGUUUCAUUCGAGCUGCUGGUGAAACGGCAAAUCAAACGCCUGGAGGAGCCCAGCUUGCGGUGCGUGGAGCUUGUUCAUGAAGAAAUGCAGAGGAUCAUUCAGCACUGUAGCAAUUACAGCACGCAGGAAUUGCUGAGGUUUCCGAAGCUCCAUGACGCCAUCGUUGAAGUUGUGACCAGUCUCUUGCGUCGGAGGCUACCAGUAACAAAUGAAAUGGUUCACAAUUUGGUUGCCAUUGAGCUGGCCUAUAUCAACACUAAACAUCCCGACUUCGCUGAUGCCUGUGGGCUAAUAAACAACAACAUAGAGGAGCAAAGGCGGAACAGGCUGGCCAGAGAGGUGCCUUCUGCUGCUUCGCGAGACAAGUCUGCUAAGCCUCCUGGUGUUUUGGCACCCUCCUCCCAGGAGACCUCUGCUGCCGGUCCCGCUGAGGUUGAUGGCAAGAUGGCCUCUGCUGUGGGAGAUGGAAAUCCAGAAUCUGGAACAGGGAACUGGAGGGGAAUGCUGAAAACCUCCAGGGCAGAGGAGAUAUUAGCUGAGGAAAAAUCCAAACCAUUGACAGUCCUACCAGCGAGCCCUAUAAGAGGGCAUGCGGUUAAUUUGCUGGAUGUGCCUGUUCCUGUUUCACGGAAACUUUCGGCCCGUGAGCAACGAGACUGUGAGGUGAUCGAGCGCCUGAUCAAAUCCUACUUCCUAAUUGUGAGGAAAAAUAUUCAAGACAGCGUGCCAAAGGCAGUCAUGCAUUUCCUGGUUAAUCAUGUGAAAGACACUCUCCAGAGUGAGCUAGUCGGUCAGCUGUACAAGGCCUUAUUGCUGGAUGACCUCUUGACCGAAUCGGAGGACAUGGCUCAGCGUAGAAAGGAGGCCGCUGACAUGUUGCAGGCAUUGCAACGAGCCAGUCAGAUUAUUGCUGAGAUUCGGGAGACGCACCUCUGGUGAUAGGCCCCUCUGCCUGAACGAAGAAACUGUUGACUUGAACAUUGCUAGGCAUUACAUUCUUAUGAACU